Molecule: messenger RNA, 709 nt
Organism: Dipodomys ordii (Ord's kangaroo rat)
Lineage: Eukaryota; Metazoa; Chordata; Mammalia; Rodentia; Heteromyidae
Gene: Pnoc
Product: prepronociceptin
Exons: 4
Coding region: 107-709 (200 amino acids)
Biological process (GO): chemical synaptic transmission; neuropeptide signaling pathway; sensory perception
Cellular component (GO): axon terminus; neuronal cell body; dendrite
Molecular function (GO): opioid receptor binding
Source: RefSeq, a predicted model, not a curated record
CACCCCACAGCCCCGGACGACGCCGGCCAGCCCGCGGGUCCUCUGCCCCUGCCUUUGUCCAGUGUCACCGCUGCUGGCCUCGCCUCUUGCUUCCUGUUCCUGCACCAUGAAAAUCCUGCUCUGUGACCUCCUGCUGCUCAGCCUGGUCUCCAGUGUGUUCAGCAGCUGCCCCAAAGACUGUGUCACCUGCCGGGAGAAGCUCCGCCCAGCCCUGGACAGCUUCAACCUGGAGGUGUGCAUCCUGGAGUGUGAGGAGAAGGUCUUCCCCAGCCCUCUGUGGACUCCAUGCACCAAGGUCAUGGCCAGCGGCUCCUGGCAGCUGGGCCCUGCCGACCCAGAGCACGUGGCGGCCGCUCUUCACCAGCGCAGAGCCUCGGACCUGCAGCACCUGAAGCGAAUGCCCCGUGUCAGGAGCCUGUUCCAAGCACGGGAAGAGACAGAGCCUGGCACGGAUGAGGGUGGCGAGGUGGAACAGAAGCAGCUACAGAAGAGGUUUGGGGGUUUCACCGGGGCUCGGAAAUCAGCCCGGAAGUUGGCCAAUCAGAAGCGGUUCAGUGAGUUUAUGAGGCAGUACCUGGUCCUGAGUCUGCAGUCGAGCCAGCGUCGGCGCACCCUGCACCAGAAUGGCAUCCAGGCGAUCCCCAAAAGAGCAUGUGUCCGGUCCCAAACCUGCCGACUGGUCAGGAUCCCUCCUCCCCCACGGCACUGA